This is a messenger RNA of Triticum aestivum (bread wheat), 2568 nucleotides long. RefSeq names its product BTB/POZ and MATH domain-containing protein 1-like. Gene Ontology annotation, molecular function: protein binding. The transcript is spliced from 2 exons. The record is from RefSeq and is a predicted model, not a curated record. The coding region runs from base 295 to 1509 and encodes 404 amino acids. Gene Ontology annotation, biological process: protein ubiquitination. Lineage: Eukaryota; Viridiplantae; Streptophyta; Magnoliopsida; Poales; Poaceae.
CCCAGCGCACGCACGGAGCAGCCACGGCGCAAACUCUCCACCUUUCCGCGCAGGACCGACGGCGGCGUCGGCGGCGCAGCGAGUGGAGCGACGGCGUCUCCCGCCGACCACGCGCGUCGCGGGGUGGGGCAGCGGGCGGCAAGCAGGUUUGCCCAUCAGCUCGCCGCAAAGCUCUGUUUCCGGGGAGAAGCUGCGCCGGAGCUUGCCGCAAACUCUCUUUCUGGGGUGGCGCAGCGUCGUCUUGGUGCGGUGGCGACUCCGUGAGGCCUCCGGUGCAAGCCCAGCAGGUUUGUCAUGUCGACGUUCGCCGGCGUAUCCGUCCUCGACGGCGACAAGCCGUGCUCUUGCGUAACGUCGGACGUCGGCGCCAACAGCGUGUACCACCUGCUCGUGGUCAAGGGCUACUCUCGUAUCAAAAAGGAGUUGCCCAACGGCGAGAGCUGGUGCACUGAUUUGUUCAGGGUGGGAGGCCAUGAGUAUUCCAUCGAGUACUAUCCUAACGGCGCAAACCCCAACUGUGCCGACUUCAUUUCGCUCGAUAUUACCCGUCUCUACGACGAAGAUGUCGAAGAGGGUGUGGAGGCCAAGUUCAGUUUCAGUCUGGUCGAUGACGUCGAGAAGCAGAUGCUGACGUACAUUCGUGCGACUCGUAAAACCCGUGACUUCCGCAGAUGUGAUCCUUGUUGGGGCUGCGACAAGUUCAUGAGAAGAGAUGCCCUUGAGCGAUCAGCCAGUCUAAAGUUUGAUUGUUUCACCAUCAGGUGUGAUAUUGUGGUGUGCAAGGACAACACCCCAGAUGCCACUGGCUCAGGCACCGGCACCGAGGUUCUCAUGCCUGACAUACACCAACAUUUUAGCAACCUCCUUCAGAAUAAGGUGGGUGCUGAUGUGACAUUCGAGGUCGGCGGCGAGACAUUUGCUGCACACCGGUGUGUGCUCGCUGCCAGGUCUGAAGUGUUCAUGGCGCAGCUCUUUGGCACCGCGACGCCCAGCAUCAUACAGAUCACAGAUAUGGAAGCAAAAGUGUUCAGGGCUUUGCUUUGCUUCAUCUACACAGACUCGUGUCCUGAGAUGGAGAAGAACAGCAUGGAGGAGGAUGAAAUGCCAGGAGUUGUGGAACAAGGACAAGUAGAGGAAGUACUGGAGGAUAAAAUGUCAGAAGUUGAGGAACAAACACAAGAAGAGGCGGUAGAGGAUGAAAUUCUUCUGCAAUGGCUGCAGGACUUGUUUGUGGCGGCAGACAGAUACAAUCUCCAGCGGCUCAAGUUCAUCUGUGAAAAGCAGUUGUGUGAGCAUGUAGGUGUGAGCUCCGUGGCGUCCACUCUUGCUCUAGCCGAGCAGCACCACUGCCAUGGAUUGAAGGCGGCGUGCUUGAAGUUUAUCCAAGUCCUAUCUCCCUCGCGUUUGCAGACACUAAUGGCAACUGAUGGAUGGGGGCAUAUAGCAACGACAUACCCCUCUGUUUUGUACGAGCUCAUUGCCAUCCUUGCGUCAAACCAGCGGAAAUGAUACUCUGGUAUGCAUGGUCUUCAAGUGACACUCUUUUGCAUCUAUAGUAUCCUCUAUAGAUAUCGUAGUUUGUGUGCUCUGCUUUUAAUUGUCUCGUCAUGUAAUUUGCAUGAAUGCUGAAUCAGAAAAACCCAACAUAUGGGCAUAUUGUCUCUUCAUGCAAUUGCAAUGGAUAGUCUGUAAAUUCAGGUGUGAGGAUCAACAUUGAUCUGCAUUGCAGCAAUGCACAAGUUUCCCAACAGAUUUCAUUUUAUCCUCAUAUAUUCGUCUGUGCAUUGUGUCGUACAGUGUACCUUUGUGCCUCCCCUGUCAUUUAAUACCCUUUUCUAGUGGUUAUCAAGAAGAGCAAAUGUUUGAAGUUUUCUGGAAAGGAAUUUUAUGAACCUGGAUUUAGGGAAACAAUAUUGAAGACAAGACAGGUCACCAAGAAUUUCGGUUGUCGUGACAGGCAUGGUGUGAAAUCUUGAUCCAGUAUCAGGGAUCUUCUCCUUUAUGCUUGUUGUUCUCCUCAGAUGGAACAAAAAAAUGACUUCCGUUGUGGUGUAUCUGGAAGCACAGAUGAUGAUUGAUUGCUGUCAGUUAGCUACCGUGUUAGACAAUGAGUUGAUGAUGAAAAAAACCCGCUUGCUUUGCCAUGAGCCUGAAAGUGUUGUUUGAAUGUGUGAUUUCUAGACAUCACUAGUAGUAAAUAAAAAGAAGAAAAGAGGUGCUAAUGGCAUAGUAAUCAAGGUACCAACGAGCUAUGUGAUGGUUUUAUGGAUGCAAUCUAGAAUGUCGCCAUUCUGCAAAGCCACAUGAAGGAAGUGGCAAAAAUCUAGAUACCAGGUCUUCAUACAGUCUAGACCCUGACACUUUCUAGUAAGGAAAAUUUCAUCAGAAGAUAAUUUGCAUGAUAUAGUAAUGUAACGUGUUGUUUUCUCAUUGAUGGUUAUCAAUGCAGUUCACAGAGAGCAAUGUGCUUGGCAGUAUGAGACAUUUAGUUUACUUGAGGGGUAUGUGCGAUCAAUAUUAUAUUAUAUUCUUACUAGUUCCCAUGAAUUAACGCAUUCUUUCCAUGGA